ACGAGUUCAACUUGUUAUAUUUGUCCAAACAAACGACUUCCCCCCACAGCACCAUGGAAGCGUUGCGAUUCACCCCUAACUACCCACCCCUUCUCCGCCGCCACCCUUUUCGCAAAAUGGUGCGUAGCCCUCUUCAGCUCCAUCCCAACCCUAAGCCCUUCAUCGCCGCCACGCUUUCAAAGCCGCCGGAGGUAGCGCACACUUCCGCCGCCGUCGUGGAAGAUCCCUUGCCAGUGUCUCCUCCUCGCCCCAGGGUUUCGCCGGAUUCCCUUCAGUACCCACCCGGAUACGUCGGAGCCGUUCCCGACCGGACCCGUUCCGACACCGGCGAGGGCGUCAUCAAUGCGAUGGGUUAUUUGACUAAUAUACUGUCUUCCAAGGUGUAUGACGUGGCCAUUGAGUCUCCUCUUCAAUUGGCGCCAAAGCUAUCUAAAAGACUCCGCGUUAAUCUUUGGCUCAAGAGGGAGGAUUUGCAGCCUGUUUUCUCAUUUAAGCUUCGUGGAGCUUAUAAUAUGAUGGCAAAACUUUCAAGCGAACAGUUAGAAAAGGGGGUUAUAUGCUCGUCUGCAGGAAAUCAUGCUCAAGGAGUUGCAUUAGCUGCCAAGAGAUUGAACUGUAGUGCUGUGAUUGCCAUGCCUGUUACCACUCCGGAAAUCAAGUGGAAAUCCGUGGAGGCGCUGGGUGCUACUGUUGUCCUUGUUGGGGAUUCCUACGAUGAAGCACAAGCAUAUGCUAAGAAGCGUGCAAAAGAGGAGGGACGUACAUUCAUACCUCCUUUCGAUCAUCCUGAUGUCAUCAUGGGUCAGGGAACAGUUGGGAUGGAAAUUGUGCGCCAAAUGCAGGGUCCAAUGCAUGCAAUCUUUGUGCCUGUGGGAGGUGGCGGUCUCAUUGCUGGCAUUGCUGCUUAUGUGAAGAGGGUUUCUCCACAGGUGAAGAUUAUUGGGGUGGAGCCCACUGAUGCAAAUGCAAUGGCAUUGUCGCUCCAUCAUGGUCAAAGAGUGAUUUUGGACCAGGUAGGAAGAUUUGCAGAUGGUGUAGCUGUUAAAGAGGUUGGUGAAGAAACUUUUCGCUUAUGCAAGGAGUUGAUAGAUGGUGUUGUUCUUGUAGGCCGUGAUUCAAUUUGUGCAUCAAUAAAGGAUAUGUUUGAGGAGAAAAGGAACAUAUUAGAACCAGCAGGUGCUCUUGCACUUGCUGGAGCUGAGGCUUACUGCAAGUAUUACGGGCUCCAAGGGGGAAAUAUUGUAGUAAUAACCAGUGGGGCAAACAUGAAUUUUGAUAAGCUUAGGGUUGUAACUGAGCUUGCUAAUGUCGGUCGUAAACAAGAGGCUGUGCUGGCAACUGUUUUGCCAGAGGAGCCUGGCAGUUUCAAACAGUUCUGUCAAUUGGUGGGGCAGAUAAAUAUCACAGAAUUCAAAUACAGAUAUAACUCCAAUGAGAAGGCUGUUGUCCUUUACAGUGUUGGGGUUCACACAGUCUCAGAAUUAAGAACCAUGCAAGAGAGGAUCGAAUCUUCUCAGCUUAAAACUUACAAUCUCACGGAAAGUGACUUGGUGAAAGACCACUUGCGUUACCUGAUGGGAGGCCGAUCAAAUAUUCAGAACGAGGUUCUUUGUCGUUUUACCUUUCCAGAAAGACCUGGUGCUUUGAUGAAAUUCUUGGACUCCUUCAGUCCACGUUGGAAUAUUAGUUUAUUCCAUUAUCGAGGGGAGGGUGAAACUGGAGCAAACGUACUAGUAGGAAUACAGGUACCCAGAAAUGAGAUGGAUGAAUUCCAUGAUCGUGCCGACAGACUUGGAUAUGAUUAUAAAGUGGUGAAUAAUGAUGAUGAUUUCCAGCUUUUAAUGCACUGAUGAAUUUAGGUACUUGUCCUUCUUGUGUAUUUUAGUGGACAAGAUUAUCAUAUUUAUUUCCACUGUCAACUUCUAAAAGGAGGAAUGAGGUAAAGCUGGGAAGGAAAUGGCCUCCACACGUCUUUAGUUGAUCAGAGGAACUAGUGCUUUUCACCCAGUGUAGCACGUUGUUACUUUUUUGUAAUCUAGAAGUUAUCCCUCCGAUGUAGCAAUGUUGUUGACUGCUCUUUGGAAUAUGUAAUAUAAGCACCCUCCAAAGGUUGUCGCCUAAAUUUCAGCAGCCUAAGGGGUUGUGGUGCUACGCUUAAAAGGGUUGAAAAAACUUGAAUGGAAGUCUUAGGGCAUGUUUGGUUUAGAAAUAUUUUAUUUUUAUUUUGUUUUUUAAAAGGUUUGUACAGAAAACAGUAAAAAUUAAAAAAUUUCUAAUAUUUUUUG
Abrus precatorius (Indian licorice) is the source of this 2285-nucleotide messenger RNA. RefSeq names its product threonine dehydratase biosynthetic, chloroplastic. NCBI's taxonomy places the organism in Eukaryota, Viridiplantae, Streptophyta, Magnoliopsida, Fabales, Fabaceae. The record is from RefSeq and is a predicted model, not a curated record. Gene Ontology annotation, biological process: L-threonine catabolic process. The coding region runs from base 54 to 1850 and encodes 598 amino acids. Gene Ontology annotation, molecular function: threonine deaminase activity; pyridoxal phosphate binding. The transcript has 9 exons.